UCUCUCUCUCUCUCUCCCUAUCACACACUCUCGGGAGCAGCGCUUUGACGCACCACGCAGAGUUGGAUUAUAGUAUUGCGCGCUGGUCUUUCACGGGGCUUUUUUUCUCCCUCACAUUGCCUACACCCUUGCCACUGAUCGCCAAUUGAUAUAUGAUCGGAAUCAAUAUCUUUCCACAGCGGUGACCUCUGCUGAGCUUUUGGGAAAACCGAGUGCUGCCGCCGCUUCCUCUCCGGACGCGUGUUGUGAAUUAAUAACCUAGACAGCCUCACCUGGAGUGUGUGUGUAUGUGUGUGAGUGUGUAUGCACUAAAGUGUGUGUGAGAGUGUGUUUCUCUGGAUCAGAUCAAGGAUCGAGGUGUUUCACUGGCUUGGUUCCGCACACGCACAUAUACGUACACAGACACAACACACACCGGGGGGAUUUGGGCACCGCAUGCCGGGGACAUGUGGAAGUUUGCGCCGCUGUAGCGCAGCCAGAGUGCCGGUCCACCGCCUCGCCGACCUCCCCUCUCCCUGCCCAGGGGGACCAGAUUCCCGGUUCACAGCCUUCACACAUCGAAACCCCUCUAAGAAGACCCAAAUGUAAAUUCAAAACGAGAAAUUUCAGAAACACACGUCUGAAAAGGGAGAACAACGGAAAGGAGGACAGCAUCCCGUUGCGUGCAGAGUUUGGUGAGCUCUUUCGGGGAUUUCAGGGCUUUUAUUUUUUAACGCCCUUAUAUUUUCUCAGUAUUUUGUGGGUCUCAUAUUGGCCCCCACUUGCCGCAGUGAUGGUGGGAGCUGUGAGCCCCGUUGGCCUUGGCCGCUCCCCGGCGACUGCGCUGGCGCUGCUGGUGGCUGUUCUGGUACUGGUCCUGUCCAGCGGAGCGGACGGCCAGCCCUGCCCGGCCCAGUGCUCCUGCACUGGGACUACAGUGGACUGUCACGGCCAAGGGCUCCGCAGCGUGCCCAGGAACGUACCCCGCAACGCAGAGAGACUGGAUCUGAAUGCAAACAACCUCACUAAAAUCACCAAGGCGGAUUUUGCAGGACUGAGGCAUCUGCGAGUGUUGCAGCUAAUGGAGAACAAAAUUACCACAAUCGAGAGAGGAGCCUUCCAGGACCUGAAGGAGCUAGAGAGACUGCGCCUGAAUCGGAAUAAUCUGGCCAUCUUCCCCGAGCUGCUUUUCCUGGGAACGACAAAGCUUUACAGACUUGAUCUCAGUGAGAACCAGAUUCAGGGGGUUCCAAGGAAAGCCUUCAGGGGAGCUGUGGAGAUCAAGAACCUCCAGUUGGACUACAACCACAUCAGCUGUAUUGAAGAUGGCGCUUUCCGAGCGUUACGUGACCUGGAAGUGCUCACCCUCAACAACAACAACAUCAGCCGACUCUCUGUGGCCAGUUUCAACCACAUGCCGAAGCUCAGGACCUUUCGCCUGCACUCCAACAACCUGCAGUGUGACUGCAACGUGGCCUGGCUGUCAGAGUGGCUGCGACAGCGCCCCCGUCUGGGUCUUUACACGCAAUGCAUGGCCCCGCCUCACUUGAGGGGGCACAAUGUGGCUGAGGUGCAGAAGAAGGAGUUUGUCUGCACAGAUGGGGACGAAGGUCACCAGUCGUCAUCAUCUUCCUCCUGCAGUGUGUUACAGUGCCCAGAGUCCUGCACCUGCAGUAACAACAUCGUGGACUGCAGAGGGAAGGGACUGACAGAAAUACCCACCAACCUGCCUGAAACCAUUACUGAAAUACGACUGGAGCAGAAUGCCAUCAAGGUGAUCCCAGCUGGGGCCUUUUCUCCUUAUAAGAAGCUGCGCAGGAUAGACUUGAGUAACAACCAGAUAUCCGAGUUAGCCUCGGACGCCUUUCAAGGUCUGCGCUCCCUCAACUCUCUGGUACUUUAUGGGAACAAGAUCACAGAGAUUUCCAAAGGACUAUUGGAGGGACUGUUUUCUCUGCAGCUAUUGUUACUGAAUGCUAAUAAGAUAGCGUGUCUGCGUGUGGACGCAUUUCAGGACCUCCACAACCUCAAUCUGCUCUCACUAUAUGACAACAAGCUCCAGACCAUCGCCAAGGGGACCUUCUCGUCGCUAAGAGCCAUACAAACACUUCACUUAGCCCAAAACCCGUUUAUCUGUGACUGCCAUCUGAAGUGGCUGGCAGACUACCUGCAGGACAAUCCCAUCGAGACAAGCGGAGCCCGCUGCACCAGCCCUCGACGGCUGGCCAAUAAACGAAUCGGACAAAUCAAGAGCAAGAAGUUCCGCUGCUCAGCUAGAGAACAGUAUUUCAUCCCAGGAGUACACCAUGUGGUCUGUACUGAGGAUUACCGCAGUAAGCUAGGAGGGGACUGCUUCGCUGACUUGGCCUGUCCCGAGAAGUGCCGUUGUGAGGGGACCACAGUCGACUGCUCCAACCAGAAACUCAUCAAAAUACCAGAUCACAUCCCACAGUACACAGCCGAACUGCGUCUGAACAACAAUGAAUUCACUGUGCUCGAGGCGACAGGGAUCUUCAAAAAGUUGCCUCAGCUGAGGAAGAUUAACCUGAGUAAUAACCGUAUCACUGACAUAGAGGAGGGGACAUUUGAAGGAGCCUCAGGGGUCAAUGAGCUGAUUCUGACCUCCAACAGACUGGAGAACAUACACCACCGCAUGCUGAAGGGACUCAGCGGCCUCCGCACACUUAUGCUGAGGAGUAACCGUAUCAGCUGUGUAAGUAACAGCAGCUUUGUGGGGUUGAGCUCAGUGCGUCUCCUUUCGCUCUACGACAACCAGAUCACCUCCAUGAACCCCGGAGCCUUCGACACACUGCACUCCCUGUCCACGCUAAACCUUCUGGCCAAUCCCUUCAACUGCAACUGUCACCUGGCUUGGCUCGGUGAUUGGCUGAGAAGGAAGCGCAUCGUCACUGGUAACCCGCGCUGCCAGAGUCCUUAUUUCUUGAAGGAGAUCCCCAUCCAGGAUGUAGCUGUCCAGGACUUUGCCUGUGAAGAUGGCAAUGAUGAGAACAGCUGCUCUCCAGUGCUGAGGUGUCCAGCAGAGUGUUCCUGUCUGGACACUGUGGUGCGCUGCAGCAACAAGGGCCUCACCACGCUGCCCAAAGGCCUGCCCAAAGAGACCACUGAACUGUAUCUGGAUGGUAACCACUUCAUUCAGGUUCCUGUGGAGCUCUCCAAUUACAAACACUUAACACUCAUUGAUUUGAGUAACAACCAGAUCAGCACGUUGUCCAACCACAGCCUCAGUAACAUGUCCGAGCUGCUUACCCUAAUCCUGAGCUACAACCGGCUGCGGUGCAUACCAGUGAGGGCGUUCGAUGGACUCAAGUCUCUCCGUUUGCUGUCUCUCCAUGGUAACGACAUAUCACUGAUACCAGAGGGAGCCUUCAAAGACCUGUCAUCGCUCUCCCAUCUGGCUUUGGGUGCCAACCCGCUGUACUGUGACUGCCACAUGCAGUGGCUGUCAGACUGGGUGAAGAGCGGCUACAAAGAGCCUGGCAUUGCCCGCUGUGCCGGGCCCGGUGAUAUGACCGACAAGCUGCUGCUCACCACGCCAUCCAAGAAGUUCACCUGCACAGAAGUCCCGGGGCCUUGUGGUUUUCUGGUGCCAGGUCCAGUAGAUAUGAGUAUCCAGGCAAAAUGUGAGCCCUGCCUGUCCAACCCCUGCAAGAACGAUGGCACCUGCUCCAAUGACCCUGUGCACUACUACCGCUGCACCUGCCCCUAUGGAUUUAAGGGACAAAACUGUGAGGAGCCCAUUCAUGCCUGUAUCAGUAACCCAUGCGAGAACAGUGGCACUUGUCACCUGAAGGAAGGAGAAGGGAGCAACUUCUGGUGUGUGUGUCCAGAGGGCUUCGAAGGCGACACGUGUGAGAUCAACAUCGAUGACUGUGAAGAUAACGACUGUGAGAACAACUCCACCUGCGUCGAUGGAAUCAACAACUAUACGUGCAUGUGCUCGCCAGAAUACACAGCUGCUACCAAUGAGGUGGAGAGAGGGGAGCUUUGUGAAGAGAAACUGGAUUUCUGCGCUCCAGAGCUGAACCCAUGUCAGCACGACUCAAAGUGCAUUUUGACCCCUCAGGGAUACAAGUGUGAGUGCACUCCAGGCUAUGUAGGUGAGCACUGUGAGCUGGACUAUGAUGACUGUGAAGAGAACAAGUGUCAGAAUGGAGGACAGUGCAUUGACGCCAUCAACGGAUACACCUGCGUCUGUCCAGAGGGAUACAGUGGGUUGUUCUGUGAGUUCUCUCCCCCGAUGGUCCUUCCUCGUACCAGCCCCUGUGACAACCAUGAGUGCCUCAACAGGGCGCAGUGUGUUGUCAUGGCAACGGACCCCCGCUGCCAGUGUCUCCACGGCUACGAGGGCGAGCGCUGUGAGACGCUUGCCAGUGUCAACUUUGUCAACCGCGAGUCCUACCUGCAACUUCCCUCCAGUCUCCUCUCACCAGAGACCAACAUCAGCCUACAGAUUGCUACAGAUGAGGACAGUGGUGUGUUGUUGUAUAAAGGAGACAAUGAUCACAUUGCCAUGGAGCUGUACAGGGGACGCCUCAGGGUCAGCUACGAUACCGGCUCUUACCCUCCUUCUGCUAUAUACAGUGUGGAGACAGUGAAUGAUGGCAGCUUCCAUGCUGUGGAGUUGGUAGCAUCAGACCAGACUUUGUCUCUGUCCAUCGACGGCGGGCAGCCCAAAUCCAUCAACUCCAUCAGCAAACAGUCCACACUCAACGUAGAUUCUCCGCUUUACCUGGGAGGUAUGCCAGAACGUGCCACAGUCUCCGGGGGUCUCUCGUCUCUGCAGCAUAGCUCAGGUGGACGCAACGGCACCAGCUUCCAUGGCUGCCUCCGUAACCUGUACAUCAACGGGAAGCUCCAGGACCUGGGGGCUGGGCUGGGGCCAGGGGCUUCAGGCUCUGGGACUGCACAGAGCACCACCAGACAGUGGCUGGGUCACGGGGUGGAGCCAGGCUGCCAACCUUGCCAGAGAGGCGCCUGUGUCCAAGGUGACUGCCACCCAACAGGGCAUCGUGGCUUCACCUGUACCUGCCACCCAGGCUGGACGGGAACAGUGUGUGACCAGCAAGUCAACAACCCCUGUGAUGGCAACAAGUGUAUCCAUGGUACCUGCCUUCCAAUCAACUCCUACUCCUACUCCUGCCGCUGCCAGCCUGGUUUUGCUGGCGUACUAUGUGAUGAGCAGGACCAGGAUGCAGCUAACCCCUGCAGUCUGUCUCGCUGUAAACAUGGCAAAUGUAGAGUGUCGGGCCUGGGCAAGGCAUACUGCGAGUGUAACGGUGGAUAUACAGGAGAGGCGUGCGACAGAGCAUCUCCUGAGCUUCCUCUUAAUCCCUCGAGGGGGAUUACUCAGAGGUGGCCUGCCGAGGGGAACGGGUCCGAGAUGUCUACCAGAGACAGCAAGGCUAUGCGGCGUGCCAAACCCAGGAGAAGGUCUCCCGUCUAGAGUGUCGAGGCAGCUGCCCGGGGGGAGCAGAAGGACAGGGCACCUGCUGCACCCCCCUCCGCAGCAAACGCAGGAAAUACACCUUCCAGUGCACUGACGGCUCUUCUUUCGUACAGGAAGUGGAGAAAGUGGUCAAGUGCGGCUGUACAAAGUGUUCCUCAUAAAAAACAAAAAAAGAAAAAAGAGACAACAUCCUCGGCAGAUUUCCUCCCCUCCAGAUAUGUUUUAUGUUCCUGCCCGCCUUACUUGAUCCCCGUCCCACUUGUCCAAGGUCCUGAUUCCUCCUGAGAAAACCCUUCACCCUCCACAGCCCCCACCCCCACCCCCCACCACCACAACCCACUCUUUUUUUUUUAAAAACCCUUAAAAAAGGCAAAAAAAAACAAACAAACAAGAGAAACAACUAAAAAAGAGUUUCUUUUCUUGUCAGUGCUGGACUGAUGAUUGAUGCUUCCUCGGUGGGGAUGUUGAAUUGUAUUGUAAAGUACAAAAACAGACUUAUUUUUUAUUAUGAAGUGGAGAAAAAGACAAAAAAAAAAAACAAAACACAAGAGUUGACUUUUUCCUUACAUCUACUUCUUUUCGUUGGUCAUGAUGACUCCAAUGGUGUGCCACACUGUCUCUUCCCUGGAGGACGGACCGGUCACUGACGGCUGACCGCCCCCGUAGACUUCCUGCUUCCUGUCUGUGAGUUGUGUGUUUUAGGAGUAACCUUAACUGGUAGUACCAUAGACUCACCACUAGGAGGAGCUGCAUUAAGGGGAGAAGGAGGGCAGUGAUAACCCCUUACAACACAAGAAACCACCACUGUAGUCUGAGGUCAGACCUCCUGAACCCUCUGAGGCUGUGUGCACGAUCCAACACAUAGCUGCGCUCAAACUUGUGGUAUUUUUUACAGCUACUGAACAACAAACACACACAAACAUACACACACAUACAAAUGCUCUCACCUGUAGAAGUUAUACAUAUUACCUGCCAGGUCAAAUACACUACUCUCUGUUUAUCUACCCCCCAGUCAUGAAUGACAAGUAUUUAUUGUAUCAUAAAUACCUGUACUUAUUCAGUAGAUCCCCUAUGUAUCAAUCUGAUUCUUUUAAUAUAUAUUAAUUUAUAUUUGUCCUUAUUUUUGUAUUAAAAAGACAUAAUCUGUCAAGAUAGCUGAACUAACAAAAUGGUGUCCUUUAUUUUGGUUGAAGAGAAGUUGUUUUUUGAUCACUGAAACUAUUGUGCUUGCCAGAGACCUUAGUUACAUUUAAUCUGCAAAUGUGACGUGAAGACAUUGUAUAUUUUUGUCGCGUUUCCUGAGAGUUUGUACUGUGCCAUUACCAGAAGGUCUUUAUAUUAGAGUAUAAAUGUAUAGAUAAUUUCCCUACCUAUGUAUUUCACACACAAAUCUUGUGAGUAGCAUUGACCCUAGAAGAUGCUUAGAACUGUUUUUACCUUUUUAACAAAUUUAUGCUUAAAGAAUACUGUGACUUUUUCUAAAUGAAACUACUUUGUUAGCCCCUUGGUCUCCGACGUUAACAUGUUGCUGCUAAGUUUUUGUACCGUAGACUUGGAUCCUGAUCUGUAUGUUAUAUAGAACUUCCUGCUCCUACUGUAUGGGGGCACCUUGUGUAACAGAUAAAUAUGUCCCCCCACCUCUACACAUGUGCAUUGUGCUUUAUAUUCCCCCGUUCUCCAUCCCCAGACUAAUGUCAGUUCCCUGACUGAUGUUUGUUUAUUAAACACAAUAUUUACCUCA
This is a messenger RNA of Siniperca chuatsi (mandarin fish), 7187 nucleotides long. It is a transcript of the gene slit2, whose product is annotated as slit homolog 2 (Drosophila). The transcript is spliced from 42 exons. The record is from RefSeq and is a predicted model, not a curated record. Gene Ontology annotation, biological process: negative regulation of cell growth; negative chemotaxis; retinal ganglion cell axon guidance. Bases 773 to 5443 code for a protein of 1556 amino acids. Gene Ontology annotation, molecular function: calcium ion binding; Roundabout binding; heparin binding. NCBI's taxonomy places the organism in Eukaryota, Metazoa, Chordata, Actinopteri, Centrarchiformes, Sinipercidae.